UCCUUUCCCGUACGCUUUCCUUUUGUCUUCUUUUUCUUUUUUCCCUCCUCUCUCUUUCUCUUUUUCUCUGUUCAAUUUACUUUGAAAAGAAGAUUGACAAAUCGACAGCAAUGUCGACGCCGACACGAGAUUCGAUCGAGAGUUUCAAGAGCAUAACCGGCGCGUCUGAGUCAGUCGCUUUACGAAAAUUAGAGGAGUAUGGAGGCAAUUUAAAUGCAGCUGUUAGUGCACAUUUUCUUGAAUUGGAAAGAAGCAUUACAAACCCGACAUAUGCUGUGCCUUCUCAAAAUAAUUCUGUUGAUAUGAGCAAUCAGAAUGGAGUUGGAAUGCGUGGAAUUGUUCCAUUCAUCUCUGCUGUGAGAAGAUUUAGGCCUUCGUUACUGCUUGACGCCAAUUACAGGAGGAAUUUGCUUAACCGGAGUGGUGCUUCUAACUUCAAUCACCUUGUGACAUCUCCUCAUAUGGGAGAGGUGACAGGGGUCCCUGUAGGGUUCAGCAGCGGAAAUGAGCAUCAGCUGCAUUCGGGAGUGAGGCCUGCCAUCACAGAUUCAACGGGACCACCAUCGUAUUAUGGAGGGGGAAUUUAUGGGAAUGUCUCUAGUGAUGAUCAUCAACAUCGGAAUGAUAUAGAAUGUGAAAUGAUGCAAGCUGCAAUUGAGGCUUCUAAGCGGGAGUUUGAACAGACUCAUAUGAAUGAGCAACAUGGUUCUUCCUAUGAUUCAUCUAGAGCUGGGCUUCAACAGAGGCGACUUCAGCAAGAAGAUGAUGAGCUUGCUCGUGCAAUUUCAUUGUCUUUGAAGACAGCAGAUGAAGAGAAAGCGGUACGUGUCAUGAAGGAUCAUUAUGAACAAGUGGGAAUAUAUGAUUCAAGUGCAAGAACUCAGGCAACAACCAAUAACAGCUUGAAGGCAGGAAACUCAUCACUUAGACAACUACCAGUGAAUCAUGAUUCCAGCCAUGAAACUCCUCCUAAUCGUCUUCGGCACAGUAAAGAUUCCUUUAAUUCUAUUGAGUGGGGAGGUAUUUCAUCAGAAGAACUUGAUCAGGCAAUUAUGCUGGAGACCCAACUUUUUAGCCAGAUUCCUGAAGGUGCUUCAUAUCAUUCUUCCAAUCUAUCCCAUGAGCAAAGUAGUCCGGGUGCAAGUGUUGAUCCUGGUCCACAGGCUCUAUCUCGUCCACAAUCAUUCUCGUUAAUGGAACAGCGUUUAUUGCGGCAACAGCAGGAUGAUGAGUAUCUGGCGUCCCUUGUGGCUGAUAAAGAAAAAGAAAUGAAUGCUCUCAAGAAAGCUGAAAGUCAUAGUGUGAAAGAAGAAAAAUCAUGCAGAAGGAAGCUUGGAGGAAAGGAAUCUGAAAUGUCUGCAAAAGGGACUUCACUCCCACCUGAGCCAGCUAUAAAUGAUGAGAAUGCAGUAACUAUACUUGUUAGGCUGCCAGAUGGCACCCGCCAUGGACGUCGCUUUCUCAAGUCAGACAAGCUCCAGCUUCUUUUUGACUUCAUAGAUAUUAGUAAAGUGGUGAAGCCCGUCACUUACAGACUGGUAAGGCCAUACCCUCGCCAUGCUUUUGGUGCCAAUGACUGCUCUUUAAGUUUGAAUCAACUUGGCCUGACAGGCAAACAGGAAGCUUUGUUUCUGGAGUUCAUAUAGCAUUCACUGUUCGACUUUUAUUUUUUCUGUGAGAAUGUAGCUUUUGCCCAGAUACCCUAACUCCGAGAAAUUUACCUUGUCCUGUUGAAAUUGAUGCCGGGGAUUGAACAAGAAAGUUAUCAAGGUAGCCAUGAAUUUACCUUCUUAUGUUCUUAGGUCUGACAUGUUGAAUAAGAACCCACAAUUCUGUAAA
Molecule: messenger RNA, 1839 nt
Organism: Theobroma cacao (cacao)
Lineage: Eukaryota; Viridiplantae; Streptophyta; Magnoliopsida; Malvales; Malvaceae
Product: UBX domain-containing protein
Molecular function (GO): ubiquitin binding
Source: RefSeq, a predicted model, not a curated record